AUGACUGCGGCCCUGCUCGCUCUCCUCCUCCUUCCAGCGCUCAACGACGACGCUGACCCUCGCACCCUCGUCCGCUGGGCCUCGUCGCGCUGCGAGCCGGCCGUAAGCGGCUCGUGCGGCCGCGAGCCGCACGGCUACUGCGACGCAUCGGUCGGCCGGUGCGUCUGCUCGCCCGGCCGCUUCGGUCCGCGGUGCGAGCAGAUGCACUACCCGGCCUGCCGGCUGCACCCCGACGGCGAGAUGGCGUGCGACACCUUUGUCGGCCUCAUGUCCUGCGCGUGCCGCCUCUCGUGCGAGCAGAGGUACGGCUCGAUGGCGCGGUUCAACACGCCUCUCUGCUGGGACGAGUCCGUGUCGGACGAGGAGCUUAGCCGCCGACUCGAGUCCACCGACCGCAUGCGCACGAACGAGCACUUGGAGGAGGACGAACGAACCCGGGCGGGCGCACGAACCACACCACCACCUCUAUCUAGCAAGCAGAGGCUCAUCGUUCAUACCCAGCGUCACUUUAGUUGGGAUAUCUCUCAUUGCGGCUCUACCUAUCUAGAACCUAGCCCAGUCACGGACCGGCGUUGGGUGAGAAAUCAGAACGGCUCGAUUUGGCUUCUGCACGACCUCCAGCCACUGUGUCCACGAGCGGAGGCAAAUGCAGUCCGGCACGUCGCCGAUCCUCAUGUAAUACUUGAACCGCCCUGUGAAGUGCGCCAUGUGGUAUGGCACGAGCGUGUCGCAGCCGUCGCUCAGGAAAGGAGUGCAAAACGCGUCCUUCGCGCCCUCGCUGGCCGGCAUCUUGUAGAGCUCACGCACGAGUUGCGGCCCUUUGUGCCGAUUGUCCAGGGGCGCCAUGCGAGCGUGAGAGUAGCCGCGCUGCUCUGCGUCCGAGCAAUUCACGGCGCGCUGCGCAGAGGGCAGCCGUCGCGCUUGGGCGUUGACGAGGCGCAAAUUUCGCCGACAGGAUCCGCUGCAAACCGCCACGCGGUCGGCACGGGCCAACGCUGCCGCAACCAGCCGCCGUCCCUCAGUUGCGUAACGUCGAGUACUCGGAAGGGCGCUGCCGAUGAGGCAAGGACAGUCUUGCUGCACCAGGCGACGAGCGAUGUGAGAAAGGCGGCGAACGAGGUCUACCAGCGGCAGCAACGGGGGUGGCUGGUGUAA
This is a messenger RNA of Emiliania huxleyi CCMP1516, 1155 nucleotides long. RefSeq lists its product as hypothetical. The transcript has 3 exons. Bases 1 to 1155 code for a protein of 384 amino acids. Lineage: Eukaryota; Haptophyta; Isochrysidales; Noelaerhabdaceae. The record is from RefSeq and is a predicted model, not a curated record.